AUGUUUGGACCUUCAAAUCCAGAUGCUCGUCUUGCUGAAAUCAUCAUAAAUGUAACCCAGGAUAACAUCUCAUAUGAUUUUGAUGAGAGAUACAGAGACAGACUUCAUGUGGAUCAUCAGACCGGAUCUCUCACCAUCAGAGAUCUCAAAACUACAGACACAGGAGUUUAUCAACUACAGAUCUCCAACAUCAAAGAGACCAUAUACAAGAGAUACAAUGUGUUUGUGGCCGCUGCAGAACCAGCACUGUCUGCAUUAUAUAUAGGACUGAUAUGUGCUGCUGUCCUGUUGCCUAUACUGGGAGCUAUAAUACUGGCUGUGGCUAUUGGAUAUAGGAGGAAAUACUCUCAACUCAAAGAUGAAAUGAAGACUGUGUCAGUGAUUGAGGGAAAUUCUGCCACAUUGAAAUCUGGGAUCACUGGAAUACAAGAAGAUUAUGAAAUAAUCUGGAGGUUUGGGGCCAAAGGCCCCAUGAUUGCUCGGAUCAACAUAAAGACCAAUGAUGUCCUAUAUAGUAAAGAUGAGAGAUUUAGAAACAAACUUCAUCUGGAUAAUAAGACCGGAGAUCUCAUUGUCAGUGAUAUUAAAAUCAAGAUAUCUGGAGAUUAUCACAUGGAGAUCACCAGAAGAAACAAAAUAACUCAAUCAAAGAGAUUCAGAGUUAUUCUCCGAGAUGACAAAUUAAAGGUCACAAAAGGAGAAUCUGUUGAACUACAGACGGGCAUUUCUGAACUACAGGAUGAUGAUCAGAUACAGUGGAGAUCUGAAGCUAAAGAUGCCAUCAUAGCUGAAAGAAAUGGAAAGAGCAAUGAGACCUCAAUAAACUGUGAGAUAUUUGGAAACAUGAGAAUGGAUCCUCAGACUGGAUCUCUCACCAUCACAAACAUUAAACACUCAGACUCUGGAGUUUAUGAACUACAGAUUAAGACCAAAACUACAACUUUAUAUAAGAAAUUCAAUGUUGUCGUCUGGUUUGAAACAUUAAAUCAUAAAGUAGGAGAUUCUGUCCUUCUAGAAACCAAACUCCAUGAGCUGAUGAAAGACCAUAGGAUACUGUGGACGUUUGGAAAUAUAAAUACCCGUAUAGCUGAAAUCGACAGAGUCAGUGGUCAGAUGUAUGUAUAUAAGGGGAAUGAUGAGAGAUUCAUAGACAGGCUGAUACUAAAUAAACAGAAUGGAGAUCUGACCAUCAGAAACAUCAGGAGAGGACAUUCAGAUGUUUAUAAACUGCAGAUCAACAACAGCUCAGAGAGUAAAUGCAAGAGUUUCAUGCUGUUCGUAAAUGAGAAUCUGAUAUCAGUAAUGGAGGGAGAAUCUGUCACAUUGAGAUGUCCCACUGACAUAAAGAGUGAUGAAGUGAUAAUAUUGUGGAUGUUUGGAACUGAAGAAAGCCUCAUAGCUAAAGCUGAUAUGAACAACAAGAUGCUUUAUGAUGGUGCUGAUGAAAGAUUCAAAGACAAACUAGAGCUGGAUCAGACUGGAUCUCUCACCAUCACAGGCAUCAACAGUAAACACACAGGAAUUUAUAAACUACAGAUCAUCAGCAACAGAGAGACCACAUACAAGAGAUACAGAGUUUCUCUCCAUGAUUAUAUUGAGAUGGUGUCAGAGGAGAUUCCUUUACUUCCCAUACGAACCUCACAACAGCAGCAGUACACAGGAAAAUCCCCAGUGUUAAAUUAA
Paramisgurnus dabryanus is the source of this 1683-nucleotide messenger RNA. RefSeq lists its product as uncharacterized. The record is from RefSeq and is a predicted model, not a curated record. NCBI's taxonomy places the organism in Eukaryota, Metazoa, Chordata, Actinopteri, Cypriniformes, Cobitidae.